Messenger RNA from Penicillium samsonianum, 1125 nucleotides. RefSeq lists its product as uncharacterized. Gene Ontology annotation, molecular function: chitin binding. The coding region runs from base 1 to 1125 and encodes 374 amino acids. The record is from RefSeq and is a predicted model, not a curated record. The transcript is spliced from 2 exons. NCBI's taxonomy places the organism in Eukaryota, Fungi, Ascomycota, Eurotiomycetes, Eurotiales, Aspergillaceae.
AUGGGGUGCUUCCGCUUUAGCAGCCUCACUGCUCUCAUCGGCACCUUUUUGGUCAGUCCGACAGCAACAUCAGUUGCGGCUGUUGCCGUUGCACCUCAAGCAAGUAGCAACGGUCUUUGUUACAGAUAUGUUGUCCAGGCUGGUGAAUCUUGUUCUGUGAUUGCUCAAGCACACUCUAUCACUGUGGCUGAUAUCGAAACCUACAACGCUCGAAGCUGGGCAUGGCAUGGAUGCGGACAGAUAUCGCAGGGUUCUUUCAUCUGCCUCAGUGCCGGAGAGCCCCCAAUGCCAGUUGCGCUUCCAAAUGCUGUUUGUGGGCCCCAGGUGCCUGGAACAACACGCCCCAACAGCUGGUCUGACUUGGGGUCUUUGAAUCCGUGUGCGGCCAAUGAAUGUUGCUCUUCGUGGGGUCUUUGUGGAACCACUUCGGACUUUUGCACUUCUGCUCAUGCCACUACAGCAUUAUCCAUAUCCACUGGCACCCAUCCCAAUAAAUGGACAACCACAUCGAAAAAGUCUACCACGUCUACUGGCACAACUAAAUCUAUACAGAAACUUGCGGCUAGCAGUGAGACCUCAUCCACCAGCAAGACCACAUCGACCAGUGCAACCAAGUCUGUCCCCACAGCUACGUCAACCACCACGACCACCAGGACUACUUCCACCAAAGCCACGACGACAAAGUCAACCAAAUCAUCCCAAACAAAACCAAGCACUAGCACCAAACCGGCAACUGUUAGUCCAUGGUCACUCACGAUGUACAGCAAGAAGGACUGCACGGGCGACUACUACGUCCUCCAAGGACACAAUGCGGGCUACUCGAACACAUGCCUGAACCUGCACGGAGGUCUAAGCAGCCAAUACACAGACACGGGUGUUUCCUGCAAAUGGUUUACAAACGGUGGCGACUCCAACACUAAGUGUGAUGCCGGCACCCUCGAGGCACCCCAAUCCUGGGUAGUUCUGGCUGGUAUCUGCACUGUAUAUGAUGUCAAAAAUUGUAAUCAUAGUGAUGGGUUUGCUAAUGCUUAUACGCCUGUGCUUGAGAAGCCUUGUCAGAAUCGGGCUAAAUUUGAUACGCCGAAGUUUCUUUCUAUGAAUUGUUAUACUGAAGGUUCAGGUUGA